Clonostachys byssicola is the source of this 1485-nucleotide messenger RNA. The record is from the annotation of a GenBank genome assembly. Lineage: Eukaryota; Fungi; Ascomycota; Sordariomycetes; Hypocreales; Bionectriaceae.
AUGGCUCCUCAGACACGACACAAUGCGAAUUUCGAGAAGAGGAAGGAGGGUCCUUCUCUUCAGAAAAUCUUGAAACAAGAGGACGACAGGAACAAGUUCUUGAAGGAUCUGGCAAAAAGGGCUGAUGAAAGUGAAGUAAAGGCUGCCCGUCUCAAGCUAAAUUUGAACGAGCAACGAAAAUUGCGCAUGCGCUAUCAGGGAGAAAUGGAGAAACUGAGCAAGCAGAUUGCCGAGUACCAAAAGAGCGUAGAAAAAAACUCUUACGUCGCGGUUCUCAUUGACGGCGAUGGUGCAAUCUUCCAUGAGGCGUUUCUACAGACGCCUGCCCAAGGAGCUCCUGAAGCUUGCCGGAGGCUACAUGAGAACAUCAAAGACCAUCUCAAGUCGACAGGUGUGAAGGACCUACCCGUCUUCGCUCGCGUUUAUGCCGAUCUUGACAAUCUGGCGAACGCUAUCCACCAAUCCGGAAUUGUUGACUACAAGGAGAAGGUCUCCAGAUUCUUCGAGCACUUCACCAACAGCCGUGCUGAGUUUGAGUUUAUCAAUGUUGGUUAUGGUAAAGAGAACGCAGAUUGCAAGAUGAAGAGAAUGCUGGAGUACUAUUGCACCGACCCUCGGUGUGAGAGAAUCUACUUUGUCGGCUGUCAUGACGGAGGCUACAGCCAUGCUCUCAAGGAACAUUUCAACAACCUCGAGGAGCCAGAGAAGCGCAUCUUCUUAGUCGAAACAACCCCCGCCAGCUACUUAUUGAAGCCGAUCGGCUUCAAAAUGUUGAGUUUCGGUGAUGUCUUUAGAAAGGAGCGUCUCCCAACAGGAAGCCCUUUCUUUACAAUUGACCGCGAGAUCCUACCCACAGAAAGUCUGACUUGCCCCCCAAGCCCCUCGACGAUGGUCGGGUCUCCGAUUCUAGAUGAGGCCGUGCCUGUGAAGCAGACACUGCCCAUCAGACUCUCACCCAGUCACGCAUCAUCAGCAAGCAACGAUGGCUUCCCACCUGCCAUCCUCCAGCCAGUCAGGUCCGCUAAAUACAUCUAUUUCAACAAGAAUGGAGCUCGAGUAGACCCCGAGCUGGACGAACCCAGUCAGGAGGCCAAGGAUUCAUACAUGGAGAAGCUCACUGCACUGAAAUCCGCCGGCACAAAACAAAAGAUCUUCUGCAACUCGUGGUACCUGAAUGGCCAAUGUCGCUGGGCAGAGGACUGCGAAAAGGUGCACGAUGUGGAGCUCACCGAGGAGGAACUCCUGGUCCAUAGGGAGAAGGUCCGCGGCUCUCAUUGCAACAACGGGGUAAAGUGCGCAGAUUUCGAUUGUAUGCUCAGCCAUCAUUGCCCCAAGGGCCAGGAUUGCCCCAGAAAGUACAAGUGCAAGUUCAUCACGAAGAAGGAGGGAAAUUUGCAUUACGAUGACGCGUCCCUGAAGAUUGUGUCUUGUCAGAGGGAGCGUACCCCUGGUCCUCCCAUCAAACUGAAACUCGACGACUGUUAA